Messenger RNA from Ostrea edulis (European flat oyster), 11252 nucleotides. RefSeq names its product plexin A3-like. The transcript has 38 exons. Gene Ontology annotation, cellular component: semaphorin receptor complex. Gene Ontology annotation, biological process: regulation of cell migration; semaphorin-plexin signaling pathway involved in axon guidance. NCBI's taxonomy places the organism in Eukaryota, Metazoa, Mollusca, Bivalvia, Ostreida, Ostreidae. Gene Ontology annotation, molecular function: semaphorin receptor activity; protein binding. Bases 2312 to 7882 code for a protein of 1856 amino acids. The record is from RefSeq and is a predicted model, not a curated record.
GCGCUUUAAAUUUAAGAAGCUAUAACGUGUUUUCCCAUGUAACUAACAAGGAAGCGUAAAAACUAUUAUUAUGUAUGUAUGAGUGAAAUUACCGCUAGUAAAACAGCAGCCUCUCUAACGGCAAGAAUCAGAGGUCAGAGUUUUCUUCCACCAAACUUGACAAAUAUCAUCUGAAAUGGGAUUCAAUUUGUAUGUUCAAUGAUAUUGGAAACAUUCUGUCAAAGAGAAUUUAAGAGAAGAGAAAAUAAAAAGUGAAAGUAAGUAGGAUGGGAUACAUUGUAUGAUAAUCUGCUUCUCUGGGACCAUUAAACCUGCAGCCAUGACAGCUAGUUAGCUAGAAGUUACAAAAAGGCUUCUUUAUGGAGUACAGGUUAAAGCUUAAAUUGUUCUUGGAAUUCAGUUGUUCCCUUGGAAGAAGUCGCACUUAAAAGUACAGUUUAACACUAGAAUAUUACGAAACAGUUUCCUCUUAAGAACAAAAAGACUCUUCUAUUUGACCUCUCUCUCUCUCUCUCUCUCUCUCUCUCUCUCUCUAUAUAUAUAUAUGUGUAUAUAUAUCAUAAUGGGGCCACAGUAGAGGUCUAAAGUCUAAAGUUUUAUGUAAGAAAAGUAACUUUCUCUGAAACAGUAAUUGUCAAUUGUCAAAUAAGUGUGUAAGCCCCGGGUCUGGAAACAGCUAAUUUAAGUGACUCAGGUAAACAAUUAAUGGAUCAUAAAUAUUUCAAAGUUAAAAUUUUCAUUACAGUGCAUUCAAGUGUAGCAACUUCGUUUAACCUGCAACAAUAAAUGUACAUGUUUUUACAAUAGUAGGUAGGAGAGGCAGAAAUUGAUCAAAUCUAUUUUCAUAUUCAUGACGUAAAAAAAAAAGCAACCCAAAAAUCAGCAACCUGAAUUCUUGUCAGCAAACACCAAUUGCAGUCAGGGUUGAAAAAAAUGUGAUAUGGGUGUAUGUAAAUGAAAAAUGAUCCAAAUAAGAAACGUAGUGGUUCAAGAUUUCAUUGUGUUGUGAUUGUUUCCAAAUUCUCGGCUGAUAAGAAGACGCUUCACAGCAGUAUCAACACAGCGUAGCUGACAUUUAUAUGGGGUUUGAAUAUCUGGGAACAAUUCUAAAUCAAGAUUUUCAUUUUAGAGUCUAUAAAUUUGACGGCUCAGGACAUCAUAUGAAAUUGACCUCUGAUUUAGCGUAAUGCAUCUCUUCGUCAAAUCUUCUCCUUCAGAAAAAAAACAAAAAAAAACAACCUAACUUGUAAAUAUCAGUGGAGUAUGAAGUGCAAAGCCAGCCAUAGAAUUAGAUAUUUACUGGUCUAGUAAACACAUAACUGCAACAAACUGAGUGUGUUCACUUAACCACUAAUAUUACACUCUGUAUGCAUGGUUAGCGUUACCACCCAGUGACAGUUGACGUAUCACUAGAUCCACCUAACGCAACAUAAAAUCAAUCGAUCUAAAGAGUGCAUUCUGUUCAAGUUACUUACUUACUCUUCAAUAUUAUCAUAAAUCUGUCAGUUAACGGUAUAAAAGUUUAAAUAUAUAUAGCCAUUUGUUAGUUCUUCAUCCCCCCCCCCCCCCCCCCCCCCCCCAAUCAUUUGGUGUUGCAAUAUUAUACACUGGACCGUAAGCUAAACCAAAAGCUUGACCACACCUAUAAACAAUAAACCUAAUAAAGACAGUGUUUUAUUUUAAAAUUCACCACUAUUCUGGUAUGUAUUAAUCUUAGAAUCGGUCACCAAGUACAUUUCUUGUUGACCAUAUCAUGGGGAUUUUACUUGAAUGAUGUAUAUUUGGAAUAAAGAAUUUCUGAUCAGCAGACCUUGAAGCUUGCUGUUUUUAGUCGAGCAGUAGGGACUGUGACCAAAUAAAGCAUUUUAACUGCUAUUUUACAAGAUUAACACUAGAUGUGAAUUCAUAGUGAAGCAGUCACUUAGUGUUGUGUGUCAUUGAGAAGUCCAGGCGGAUGACAGACCCCUAAAUCAGUAUUUAUAGUAAAAUGGAAUAACAUGGGAGCUCUUUAAACUUUGUUCUCAAUGAGUCACUUAUUCAGGGUAUAUCCCGAUGUGUCAAAAAAAGGUCACGAAAAAGGAAGUGUAAUGGGGGACACACCAUGGAAGUUUUGAGUGGUAGUGUGUGUCAGUUGCUCCUGAUCAUCUUUAGCUAUAAUUAACCCGAUUAAGUGGACAAUUUAUGAACUGAAUAAUUGAGGAAGAUUAUACCAAGAAAAGGAUUUUUCUUCCUUGUUGGACAUGAAAAUGGUAGAAUGCAGAAUUUCCAUCUGUAGGAAAGAAGAUUAACGUAUAUUGAGAGAGGACAGGAUAUGUUUGCACUUAGAGAAACAAACAUGGCUACUUCAGUGACCUUUCUUGGUGUUUUCUGGCUUCUUUCAUCGGUCAUGGGGCAAAACAACAACCGGUUUGAGACAAUUUUUACAGUUCCUCUGUCUAAUUUUCCUCUUGAGAAUAUCGAGUUUGAUCCAUGGAGUAACAAUGACUGCUUCGUGAGUGGGAAAAAUGUCCUUUACAAGUUUAUUACACAAGAUGGCAACAUAGCAAAUAGUCCAGUGAGAUCAAAGUUGACUGGACCAGAUUAUAAAUGCCUUGCAAGCGAUCAACAAGAGGAUUACUGUGGCGAUGACUACAACUCAGUGCUGGUAAUAACACCAGAUAGUGUCAUCACUUGCAGCACGUUGUAUGGAGGACGGUGUGUCAGACGAGAUAAAACAUUUUUGAAUGAUACUUUAGUUGAAAGUACAAACAUUAAAUUGGUGUCGAGGGCAGAUGCUUCAGCUGUUGGUAUAUAUCUGAAUGUUAGUUUAAAUGGAGAUGUCAGUAAACAUGUUUUGUUGUUUGCAAAAGAGUACACACCUUUGCCACUGGCACCAGACAAAUUAGAUAGAGCUGCAAUUUUUUCUGUUUCCCAAAAUCUUUCAGUGAGAACUUUUACAUCAGUCUUGAGAGAAGUAGACAUAUUUGAUAUAUUUUUGAAAGAUCUUAAAAAAGCCUCUGUCAUAAUGGACUAUAGAGUUGUACUGGAGAAUGAAGACUUUGUUUUCCUGUUGGUGAAUCAGAACUCGCAGGCCAAACUAGUAAAGAUCUGUAAAACUAUUAAUGCUAAGGAGCCAAAGAAAGUUUAUGAAGACAUUCCUUUAACUUGCUCUGACAAAGAUGGCACCCAUUUCCCCCGUGUUGUGCAUGGAACUUUUGUAUACGUAUCGGGUAAGAGUUACCUGGUGGCUCUAUUCACGAACUCCACAGUUUCAUCCGCCGUUUGUGUUUAUGAAGAAAAUGAGAUCUAUAAGGCAUUUUUGGAGUCCAGGGAAAACAGAUAUGGCUGUCCAAAGAAUAAUCUCAGAGAAGAAGAUAAAGUAUUUGAUGAUUUAGUACCAUUAGUCUCGGAUUGUAUUAAUGUUACUGGUGUAGAGAUACUUGAAGGAACCUUUGAUGCCUUGACAAAGGAGAAAUUCUGCAAUAAUAUCACAGCCCGUCAAUUUGGUAUCAUCGUGGGACUGUUAGCUCUGAAUAGAACUGCUGUGUAUACCUCUACAGAUGUUUUUACUGUGGUGGAGAGCACUGUAGUGAAUGACUUGGUUACUCUGUACAUUGGGACAGAAGACAGCUUUGUUGUGAAGGUCUUUCUGGACCCAUCCAUGCCCUCAGCACUUGCGCUGGAAAAGAUAAAAGUACCACAAGACAAAUCUGAGAUAAAAGCUGUCAGAAAUGAAGAAGGAAGCUUAUAUGUAAUGUCACAAAACAAGAUAGUAAAAUUGCUCCAAGAAAAAAAUUGUGCACAGUUUUCUAAGGAUUGUCAAACCUGUAUGGGGGCGAAGGACUCUCAGUGCGGAUGGUGCAUCUCAGAAUUUAGAUGUACAAUGAAGGCUGAUUGUAGAGAAAGCAGUACCUAUUGGCUGCCAUCUGUGAAGAAUCAGUGUUUAGACCUUCGUUUUGAAAAUAAUGCAUUAAGUUUGGCGCAAGAUCUUGAUACUGGUUUGAAGACAAACAUAACGGUCAGAUUUGUUCCACAAAUUAAUGUAAGGAUGGAUAUAAAAUGUACACUCAAUGGGACAACAUUAACUCCAUAUAUAGAAAAUGGAUCUAUCAAAUGUUUGAUUGACCUGACAUCUGGGAGAGAAGCUCAUAAAUUUUCAGAAGGGAAUGCUACGCUUGAAAUAACUAUGAAGGAUAGACGAAUUGCAGCAAGGGAUAUUUUGUUUUAUACAUGUACUGCAUUUAAAAGCUGUGGUGCAUGCCUAGGAAACAGCAACACUCAGUGUUAUUGGUGCAAGGAUCAACCUUUAUGUAAAAGAGCAAGAGGGGACUGUGCCAAUAAUAAUGGUUUCCAGGAGAUGAAGUCCUGUCCUCAGAUUUCCAAUCAAACAGUGAAAAUUCCAGUAGGACGCAAGCGGGAUCUGGAAUUUCAGGGCAUCAACUUGGAUCUGUCAAGCAAUUUUGAGUAUAAAUGCAUUGAGGGUGAGCAGCAGUAUAUUGGACAGGUACUGACGAAGACAGGAAAUUAUUCCCUACUGUGUAAAGGUGUCCAGAUAAGAGAUGCCAUACCAAAGAGAAUGCUAUUUCAAUAUGGUUUAAACAAUACGACUAGUCGAACUGUUUUGGAAACCUUUGAUGGAGCCCCAUUAGUGACUGGAUACUUAUGCCAGUCUCUUUCCCCUCAAAGGAGAGAUUGUAGUACAUGUCAUUACUUGAAUCAAAGUGAGGGAUAUGAAUGUCAUUGGUGCAAGGAAAAGGGCUGUGUAGAUGUUGAUGAUGAGCAAUGUGUUGAACCAGUGGACUGCAGCAGACCUAUUGUAACCAAGAUUGAGCCAGCAGAUGGUCCUGUACGAGGGGGAACUGAAGUCACCAUUGAAGGGUUUAACUUUGGCAUCAGAAGUGGCAUGGCAGUCAGAGUUGCUGGAAUAGAAUGCGAAAAUGUGAAAUUCCGUGGUAGAAGAUUAACGUGCAUUACUGGAUCAGCAAAUGACAUUGCUAAAGUGGGAAAAGUGGUCGUAACGGUUGAUGGACAGGAUUCAGAUGAAAAUGUCUUAUUUUCAUACAAGAAACCAAAGAUUACAGGAAUCAGUCCAAAUCAAAGUAUCUUAUCUGGUGGAAGAACCAUAAAUUUAACAGGAAUUGAUCUCAAUAUUGGCAACAUGAAAUAUGAUAUUGAGUUCAUUUCUACUGAUGACAGCAACAAAAAGUUUAUAUGCAGAAUAGUUAAAAUGAAGUCAGUUGAUGGGAAAAUAGCUUGCCAACCCAACAAAGCAAACAAAGAUGGGAUGUAUAGGGUAAAGGUGACCUUUGACAGUAACACAAAGAUAGAUAUUCCAGGGUUGAAUUUUCAAUAUCUGAAGGAUCCAGUUGUCAGUGGAACUGAUCCGACUGAGCUGAAGUCUAUCAGCAGUGGAGGGUUACCAUUUUUUGUGAAUGGAGAUGGAUUUGUCUCAGCAAUAGAAACAGUUUCUGUUGAAAUAAAAGGCACUGCAAGUGAAAGCACCUGUAUAAUUAUUUCAAAGAAUAAAAUAAGAUGUGAGUUCCCAAGAAGCAGAGAAAGUGGAAAUCGUCGCAAAAAACGAGCUACUAGGUCCUUUAUUGUUAUUCAUCUCGAUGGAUUUUCCUAUGAAGUACCUAGUCCUGUGACAUAUGUGGAUGAUCCCUCGUUCAGGGCUUUUCAUGACAAUUCUACUUAUCUUUUUGAUCCAAGUGAACAGGAAGCUAUUGUAUUAGUAGGACAUGGCUUAUCAACAGUGACAAGAAAGGAGGAUUAUUUAGUUUUAAUUGGUACUGGAGAAUGCGAUAUUACCAGCUUGAAUAAAACGGAGCUGAUCUGCCGACCCCCUACUAAGGAGCCAGCCCCAAGGCAUCAGGAGGAAAAACUCUAUAUCAGAGUAAAAGUUGGUUAUGCAAAACAGAUUGUUGGUAUUGUAGAGUAUGCAAAUGAACUUCCGAUCACGAUCAUCAUCAUCGUAGUUCUGGGGGUUUUGUUAGUGGGAAUUGUGGUUGGUGCAAUCCUGGUUUACAAAAAAGUGAAAGCUCGCAACCAAUUGAAAAUAGAAGAGAUUAUGACAGAGAUGCAUGACCUUGAACAAAACACAAUGCGCAUGAACCAAGAAGAGUUUGCCGAUAUGCAGCUAAACAUCACAGACAUCAAGCGAGACCUGGUCUCCACGGGGAUUCCAUAUCACCCCUACCAGAAUUACGUCCAGUACAUCCUGUUCCCAAAGGAAGUGGAGGCCGGCACCCUGAACAGCCUCACCCACCACAGCGGGUUCUCCAGCAAGAAUGUUGAGAAGGCCAUGGACCAGUUUGACAAGCUGAUGACUAAUAAGUACUUUGUCAAGUCUCUGAUUGGUACGCUGGAAAAACAACGCAAGAUCACUCUGAUUGACAAGGCACAGUUUUCAGCCAACUUCAGUGUGGUUAUGAUGGGAAAGAUGAGAGAUUUCUUUGAAAUUGUGAAUUGUUUGCUGUCAACACUGGUGGAUUCUGCAAACAAAAAGGCACACAAAACACUGUUUAACAGAUUUGAGUCCAUCACUCUGAGACUACUAUCACAUUGGCUGUCUGUUUCACUCUAUCCUCACUUAAAGGAGGGAGGUGGUUCAUCUCUGUUCAUGCUGUACAAGUCCACUCAGGCAGUCAUUGAGAAACGACCUGUUGAUGAAGUGACAGGGGAAGCUAAAAAUACUCUGUCUGAGGACUCUUUCCUGAGGGAGAAGAUCGAUUGUCAUGCCCUAAAACUUGAAAUUGACUUGAAUGCCAAUGGUAACUUAUAUACCUGUGAGGUUCUGGACUGUGAUACUAUCAAUCAAGUGAAGAGCAAGUGCCUGUACCAGAUCUACAAGAACAAACCAGCCUCGGAGAUGCCGUCUACGGAUGAAGUGGACUUAGAGUGGAUGGCUGGCAAGAGCGGUCGUCUUGCUUUGAGCAACAUAGACCAGACGAGUGAACGAGAGGAGAACAUGGUUCGCCGUAACACGCUUCAACACUACAAUGUUCUGGAUGGCAGUCGUAUGGCCCUGAUGUACAAGUUCUCUCCUGAUGAUGAGCAUACAGAAGAUGACGAGGACCCUUAUGUAAACCAGCGAUCGCCCUCAGACAUAGAAAUAUCUGUUCCUCCGGAUAUCCAUCUGAUUCAGUCAGUGUCCUCUACUGGAAGUUUGGAACAUCUCAGACAGUGGCAUCUGGUAAAAAGUUUGGAUGAGGAAGAAUCCCACGAGAAGACAGUGAAACUGAAGGACAUUGUUAAGACAAGCCACAUUACCAACUUAAUGCACACGAAGCUAGUAUUGCAGGACAAUAUUAAAGAAGUGUUUGACAGCGUGCUGAACCAUGAUACAGUCCCUCUAGUGGUGCAUUACCUAUUUGGAGUGCUGGAAAAUCUGGCUAAUAAGAAUAGUGUUGAACCAGACACUUUACUUUGUUGGAAGAGUGAAAGCUACGCUAUGAGAGUGUGGGCCAUGCUCUUGGUCCGUCCUGAGAACCUGUUCGACAUCCAGAAAGCCAAACAUGUAGAGCCAUGUCUGAAUGUCAUCAAGCAGGUCUUCAUCGACUGCUUCCAUUCCACCAAGAUCAGCAAGGAUUCCUCCUUACAAAAACUUCUGUUUGCCCAAGAAGUACCACAUUACCAAAAGAAGACUGAGCAGUUUUACAAAGCAUUGGCUAACAAGGCUGCUGUAACAGAUGCUGAUUUCUGGAGUGAGAUGUCACGACUCAAUAGUUUGCAGCAAGAGCAUCUGAAAUUCUCCAAACCAGCUGCUUUACAGAAGUUGUACAAGUUUGUUCAGCAGUAUGUGGAGGAGAUAAUUGAAGACUUGGACGCUGGUGAUGAGACCAGCGGACUUCAGUUCGGUUCCAAACUGGACGAUAUUGUCCGUCUGAUGGACACUGACUCCUGACUAUAUGAAAGCUGAAGUGGGGUCAUGUGAUAGCAUUAGAAUUAAUGCAUCAUAGUGAGAUUUUGUCGCUCGGUGUUACAAUUUCAGCAUAGCUAUUUUGUGUUUGAUGAAUCAAACAUUCAUAUAUGAAUGAAAGCAGGAAAAUCAAAAGCAAGCUGGAGUGUGACUUAAUCAAAGAGCUAGCAUUUAAAUCAACAAUAUUUUAUACCCAAUACUGCACACCAAUUAUGUACCAGCUUAAUAUAUGUUAUGCAAUGCCAUAGUACAUUUUAUUUUUUUAUGUUAUACAAAUUUUUCCUUUAAAUUUUGGUUUGAAUAGUCAAGACAGUUGAAGUUAUAAGAGGUUGAUGAAAGAAUUUGAAGAACUUUUAUUACUCUGCGAUAUUUUGAUAUUUUAGAAUAUACAGCUGAAAUGUAAGAUUGAAAUCUUGUAAGAUAUUGAAGAUGUCAUGUGAUUUUGAUGAUUUGUGUACUUCACAGGUAUUUGUACUGUGUAUCUUAUAAAUGCAAUACUUUACAUAGUGCUAUUUUUAAACCAAAUGACUGCAAUACUGCCUUGAUUUUUUUAUACAGUAAAACUUGCUUUUAAGGAAUUCAAAGUGACACGUUCUAAGAUUCUUUAUCUUUGUCUAAGUAAGUUCUCUAAUUAUAUUUACAAGGCUGUUCCUUAUAUUUAAAAAAUGAAUAGGUAAAAACUUUUGUUUGCAUGUACAUCAGCAAAUUCCUUAUUGCCAGUCAAAAGAGCAUUUAAUUUCCUAAAAUUUUGAUUUUGUUUGUACAUAAAAGAUAUACAUAUAAUAGACAUUUAGUAAGUUUACAUUUAUUGCUAUUUUAACUGGUUAGAGCGUGUGGAUUAGAUUUAUCAUAAACAAAAGAAAUGAAAUUGUUGAAUUAAUUUUGAGAAAUAAAUCCUUAAAACUAUUUUCUUGUCAAGGAUUAAUGAAGGAUAAGGCAGGGGAUUUUAGAAUUAUUCCUUAUAUCACAGAUUUCUUAGUAAAAGAGUUCCUUAUAAACUGGUUAUUCUGUAUAUAUCAACACAGACCAAAUGUUGUUCAAUACCAAAUAUCUGUUCUGUGCAUUUUUGUUAGAUAUGUUUGGUAAAUAAUUUGUAAGUCUUCAAAUCCUAAUGAUUUUAGACAUAAAGUGUGCCUUUCUUGAUAUUGUAUUCCAGGAUGACUGUGUCUGAAGGGGGAAAGCAAAUUUUGAGAACCCCACCCUGCCCAAAAUAAAAUUGGAAAUAUCAAUAAUUAUUUACCAGGUAUCUGAUAAUUUUAUGACUGGAAGAUUUGGUGGAAUUUUCUCAACAACAAAAAAAGUACAUGUACUUUAUUUCCUCACACAGGCCACAGCCUUCUUGGACCAGCCUUUUAUUUACCAUGCAUAUUGCACUGUAUUUGAAAUCUGGAAAUUAUUUUCUCAAUCUAACUGUUGUACUGGAGCUUUUGUACAGACAUAUUGUCUUCAUCUCAGAAAUGAAAUGUGAGCUUUUGAUCCACAUGUAUGACUGUUUAAUAUGUCAUUUGUGUGCAAUUUAUGGCGAAACUAUUUUUCAAGUUCAUUUAACAACAGAGAUUUUUAUUCUCCUGAUACAAUAUACAGUUGACUAUUGAAUACAUUAUAAUAUGAUUUUUAAGAAUCGGGUGUCUUUUCAUGUUCAGGAAUAUCGGGUAUACAAACUCACCAAAUUUUCAUUGAUCAAAAUUUUCCCAAUUUAAAAUGGUCAUUUUUUUAUGCCUACAGUUGAACCUUUCCUGCCAAUUUUGAUUAUGAGAAUUUCAGCAAGUACAUUUCUGGUUUCAUGUUAUUUUUUGUAGAAAGUUAAAUUUCGGGAAUUAAACACAAUUUUUUUAAGAAAUCCAGGCUGUAUAAGAUUUGUUAUUUACAGUAAAUCAUGGUUAUAGUGAACCUCCUGGGCCAGUGAAAAAUAAUUCUUUAUUAUAAAAACUUAAUUAUAUCCAGUAAAAUUUCCGUUAUUUUCCUUUCAUAAGGAAUUAAUACCACUUUGCAAUAGGCGUGAAAUCGUGAUAAGGAUGAAUUCAUUAUAAACAUGUCUUGUUAUAAGUAUCUUUUACUGUACAGUCUUUCUAUAGAACGCUUUCAUAUAAAUCUGUUUAUUCUCGCUGGGUGAAGGUGCACAGUUUUGUUCCUGCUAGAUAUAUCUUACUGCGGUAGAUAAAUUAUUAUAUACCUCUUGUUAACUGAAUUGUGAUUUAUCAAUUGUUAACUGAAUUGUGAUUUAUUAAUUGUUAAUCUGUAUUGAAGGUUUCUUGGAAGGUUUUGAUAUUUGAAGUUUACAUUGUAAGACAAAUCUAUAAAGACAAUCUUAUUCAAAAAGGUUGCCUAAUUUUGAUUUCUAAUUAUAUGCUAGUAAAUCUCUAAAUUUUUAAGUUACAUGGUGUUCUGAAUUUUCCUGAGGGGGCACACGGUGGGAUUCUCUAUCUGCAUUGUGUAUAGUUGCCACACCCUCCCUCAACGUAGGGUAACUCCCUGGGUAUUGUAACAUAAACCUCAUCCUAAAUGAUAAAGCUUUCUUAUAAGAGCACGCUAACCAUUACUAAAUUCAGCUUCAUCCACAUUUGGCAAAACAAAAAAAAAUGAUGAUGACACCUCUUCAAAUACUCAUAUGUAUUUGAAGUGUAGCAAGUAUGUCAUAUACCAGUCAGCCAUACGUGAUAUUAUUUAUACAUUUUAGAUUGUUGUAAAGAUAUGACAUUUGGGCCAAACCCAAUGAGGUACCUGUACAUAUAUAUAAAACUAUUACGAUUAUAAAUUCGCAGGUUAAUACUCGGUAAUGUGACAUCACACUUUUUGUACGAGGACCCUCUUGCAGUUAACAUUAGUAAUUAUUGUAACUUCUGAGAAAUUCACAUUUUUCGUGGUUGUAUAAUCUUAAUGGUUUUGUUGGUGCUUCUUAUCCGCGAAUUUAAAAAUUAUGGCAAAGUUAAAAUUUACUGAACGUUAAAUAUUACUCCUGCUAAACAGUGACAAAUGACCCAAAGUACCCAAACAAAUUAUUCUGAUUAUUGAACAAGAACCACCUAUUGAUUAAGUCUACUAAUUAUCACAUGCAAGUAUCAGUGGUAUGUUAUAUUUUUAUUAUUAGCUGAUUUUUUAACUAACAUCUUUUUUGUUCAAUUUUACAAUGAACAUAAAGUUUCUUGGAUUGAGUUGUACAUAUGUAGAUGAGCUGUCAUUUUUAUUGUGUGUUUUAUUUGAUGAGGGAUGGUUUGAAUGUGUUCAUAUGAAAUACAGAGAUAAUUAACGGUAAUGAUAUACACUGGUUAACCAGUCAUUCCAUUAAAACAAUGUAUUAUUCUCACCAUGCUUAUUAUAUGAAAUAGAGCAAGGAAGUAAAUAAAGAUUUCCUCUA